Cynocephalus volans (Philippine flying lemur) is the source of this 2585-nucleotide messenger RNA. RefSeq names its product SUV39H1 histone lysine methyltransferase (gene SUV39H1). The transcript is spliced from 6 exons. The record is from RefSeq and is a predicted model, not a curated record. Bases 35 to 1273 code for a protein of 412 amino acids. Gene Ontology annotation, cellular component: nucleus. Gene Ontology annotation, molecular function: protein binding; zinc ion binding; histone H3K9 methyltransferase activity. Lineage: Eukaryota; Metazoa; Chordata; Mammalia; Dermoptera; Cynocephalidae.
GGCUAGGCCCGAAUGUCGUUAGCCGUGGGGAAAGAUGGCGGAAAAUUUAAAAGGCUGCACUGUGUGUUGCAAGUCUUCUUGGAAUCAGCUGCAGGACCUGUGUCGCCUGGCCAAGCUCUCCUGCCCUGCCCUCGGCAUCUCUAAGAGGAAUCUGUAUGACUUUGAAGUUGAAUACCUGUGCGAUUACAAGAAGAUCCGCGAACAGGAAUAUUACCUGGUAAAGUGGCGUGGAUAUCCAGACUCAGAGAGCACUUGGGAGCCACGGCAGAAUCUCAAGUGUGUGCGCAUUCUCAAGCAGUUCCACAAGGACUUAGAAAGAGAGCUGCUCCGGAGGCACCACCGGUCAAAGCCACCCCGGCACCUGGACCCAAGCUUGGCCAACUACCUGGUACAGAAGGCCAAGCAGAGGCGGGCGCUGCGACGCUGGGAGCAGGAGCUCAAUGCCAAGCGCAGCCAUCUGGGACGCAUCACUGUGGAAAAUGAGGUGGACCUGGACGGCCCCCCGCGGGCCUUCGUGUACAUCAAUGAGUACCGUGUUGGCGAGGGCAUCACCCUCAACCAGGUGGCUGUGGGCUGUGAGUGCCAGGACUGUCUGUGGGCACCCGCUGGAGGCUGCUGCCCUGGGGCAUCACUGCACAAGUUCGCCUACAAUGACCAGGGCCAGGUGCGGCUGCGAGCUGGGCUGCCCAUCUAUGAGUGCAACUCCCGCUGCCGCUGCGGCUAUGAGUGCCCCAACCGUGUGGUACAGAAGGGCAUCCGCUAUGACCUCUGCAUCUUCCGCACAGAUGAUGGGCGUGGCUGGGGCGUCCGUACGCUGGAGAAGAUCCGCAAGAACAGCUUCGUCAUGGAGUACGUGGGAGAGAUCAUUACCUCAGAGGAGGCGGAGCGGAGGGGCCAGAUCUACGACCGCCAGGGUGCCACCUACCUCUUCGACCUGGACUACGUGGAGGAUGUGUACACCGUGGAUGCCGCCUACUAUGGCAACAUCUCCCACUUUGUCAACCACAGUUGUGACCCCAACCUGCAGGUGUACAACGUCUUCAUAGACAACCUUGAUGAGCGGCUGCCCCGCAUCGCUUUCUUUGCCACAAGAACCAUCCGGGCAGGCGAGGAACUCACCUUUGAUUACAACAUGCAAGUGGACCCCGUGGACAUGGAGAGCACCCGCAUGGACUCCAACUUUGGCCUGGCUGGGCUCCCUGGCUCCCCCAAGAAGCGGGUCCGUAUUGAAUGCAAGUGUGGGACUGAAUCCUGCCGCAAAUACCUCUUCUAGCCCUUAGAAGUCUGAGGCCAGACUGACUAAGGAGGCCUGAAGCCGCCUGCCCUCCCCCACUGCUGCCCUCCUGUUGAGGAAUGACUGCCAGGGCCUCCGCCUGCCCCACCUGCUCCCACCUGCUCCGCGUUCAGAGCUGCAGCUGCGGGGAGGACCGACCUCCAGGAGGCCCCUUUUCCCUGUCCCAGCCCCAUCCGUGGGUUGCACUUACAAAUCCCUGCCCACCUUCAGAAGCAAUCUUUAGACAUCAGAGCUUUCUGCAGUUGGGGUUCAUGGCCAGUCAAGGAGGUCCAAGGGGUAAGCCCCACCCCAGAAUAGAAAGUUGUUUGUUUUUGCACCUGCUUCUGCCUGGAGCUUGAGGGGUCUGUUGCAGGCCUCCUCCCUGCUGCCCCAAGGGUACAGGGAAGCAACCCCAGGGCAGGCAGACAUCCGAGCCAGAGGUCCCAGCCCGACCACAGCAGUGCUGUACUAGUGAAAGAAGGGUGGGUCUCUGCUUGUGCUUACAGUGCUGGCAAAUGUUGGCCCUGAGAGCUCAGGGCUGCACAUCUGAGAAGUGGAUGCCCACCUGCCACCAGAAGGGGGUGGAUGCCUGUGGCCCACUGACUAGUGAGAGGAAGGCAGUCCAGACUUUGCCAGUCCUGCAUUGGGCUGGGAUGGAGCCCUGCCUUCAGGAAGUGCAGGGAAGGGACCCGGGGCUCUCAGGGGCUCUGACAGGGCUGGGAGCCCUGACCUAGGUGUGAGGACUGCUGGGACUACUCAGAGCUGGAAUCAAGACCUAGAUAGUCCGUAGAUAGCACUUAGGACAAUAAAAUAAUGCACAUUGACGGGAUGCUGAUGAGGCACCAGGCACUGGGUAGAGCACCUGGUCCACGUGGAUUGUCUCAGGGAAGCCUUGAAAACCACAGAGGUGGAUGCCAGGAAAGGGCAAAAGGUGAAGUAUAUGCCAAGAAUGGGGGGGGGGGGCGCGCGCUUACCCACUAGGGGAUGGUGAAGUGAGAGGUGAGCUCCUGCUGCCUGCCAGCCCCAGACCCCAGCCCUUUGCACUCAUCCCAGGUCCACUGGUCUCAAGAGUUACCUGCCUACAAAUGUACAAAAGGCAAAGGUUCUGAUGGCUGCCUCGCCCUUUGCUCCCUCACCCCUGUGAGGUCUCUAGGAAGCCUUUCCUGACUACCUGUGCCCAGAGUGCCCCUAUGUGAGACUACAUGCCCUGCUACCAGAUGCCAGAUCUAUUUGUCCGUUUGUGUGUCCGUCCCGGCCUCCCCCCCCACCCCCCAGACCUUCAGGCAUGGACUGAAUCUGGUUCUCCUCUUGU